Neodiprion virginianus is the source of this 596-nucleotide messenger RNA. RefSeq lists its product as uncharacterized. The transcript is spliced from 2 exons. NCBI's taxonomy places the organism in Eukaryota, Metazoa, Arthropoda, Insecta, Hymenoptera, Diprionidae. Bases 108 to 542 code for a protein of 144 amino acids. The record is from RefSeq and is a predicted model, not a curated record.
ACCGUGCUUCAAUUUAAGAACUGACUAUAAACAUGGGCCUAACUGUUUUUUCCCUCCUUGAAGCAUGGACGCCUCACUCCCCCUUCCUCAAUAACAAUUGACCCGACAUGUUCGCAUCCCAACUUAUUCCGAUCUUAUUCUCUACACUCCAUUUGUACGAAGAAUAUUUUAUUCAUUGCGGGAUGGAUCAAAGUACAACGGGUCAACUUGGUGUUGCCUCGGGCAGCGCGGAGAUUCCAAAAACUCCUAAUCCCACCCCGAACGAGAAUAAGAAGCAGAAAAAAAAUUGGCGAUGGUGGGAUAAGAAAAAGUCGAAGAAGAAAAAAGAAGAAAAAAAGUCCGCACCUGCGUCGGAUACUGCGCAGCUCCACAAGUUGGUCAGAUCCACCCCGAACCAGCGGGACAAGCGAGUCUCUCGGAAUCCGCGGUCCCGAAAAUCUCACACUGACGGUCCGCCGAAGCAGACGUCUUCGGACCCGCAGACGGCGGAAGAACGAGCAUUAGCGGUAGUCGUUAACACCAUACUAAAUCGAAUGUCAUAAAAAUCAUGAUGCGGUAAAAAUAAAAAUAUUCCUGAUAAUAAUAAGAAUAAUAAU